Molecule: messenger RNA, 1904 nt
Organism: Aspergillus heteromorphus CBS 117.55
Lineage: Eukaryota; Fungi; Ascomycota; Eurotiomycetes; Eurotiales; Aspergillaceae
Product: Hsp70 family protein
Exons: 8
Source: RefSeq, a predicted model, not a curated record
GGGGUUGUGUACCGGGUCUGCAGGCAGACCCACAGUGACGAGAACGAAGUGAUAACCUGGCCUCGCCCUGAAGAAACGACUAUCACCUAUCGCAAGGUUCCUACGAUUACAUGCUACACGCUCGGUCGCCUGCGACAUCACGACCCCAUUGUCUUGUGGGGCAACGAAGCCAGGAGAAGGGAGAAUUCCUUCGCGUGGACAAAGCUGUUGUUGGAUAACACCUUGGAUCGAUGGGACUACCUGGAUGAUACUCUGGAAGCCGCUACGCGCCUAGGGAUUUUCAAAACUCCCAAUGGCAAGGGAGCAGUCGAUGUGGUCACAGACUACCUAACCAUGGUACACGGACACGCAUGGGCCCAACUUCGAGCCGAGAUAGACGACAUCGUCGACCAUAUUCCGGUCGAGUUGUACGUGACCUAUCCCGCGCAGUGGUCGGGCCCAGCAAUCGACGCGACUUUGGGCGCAGCCCGAAGGGCUGGAUUUCAAUCCAAGCCUGGGGACUCGAUUUUUGGGCUAUCCGAGCCGAUGGCGGCCGCGAGGACUGUUUUUGACCAGUUCCCCCACGUUCUCAAGGAAGGUGACAUGAUGUUGGUGUGUGAUGCCGGAGGCGGCACAGUAGAUCUAGGGGCCUAUCAGGCAUGCGAUGCUGAGCCCCAUCUCUAUAUGCGAGAGCUUACCACCGCACGAGGGGCCCGGUGUGGAAGCACGGCCGUGGAUAGCAGGUUCUACGCGCUCAUGGAGCAAAGAUUUCAACGAUCGUUCUCCCAAUUGCCCCUGCAGCAUGUUGGCCCCGGUAGUCCGCUGAUGGAGAGAUUCGAGUUGUACAAAUCUCAGGUAUCAUUGGAUACGGCCUCGGGACACCUGUUUUAUCUGCCCUUAAACCGGUUGCUGCAUAAUGCGGACCCUGCCCAUUACCGGGCUGAGAGCCGGCAUAUUGUGAUUAGUGCCGGCGACAUGCGCAGUCUGCUACAACCCGUGGUGGGCCGGAUCCUGGCUCUCCUGUUUCAGCAGUAUCGGGAAGCCAAGGAAAUGUGCCGCGCUGAUGCCGUGGCGGGUUUAUCAACCCCCCACCCCCUUCUUAGACAUGCUCUCAGGGGACUGACCCUUCUCAGAGAAUUGGCCGUUGUACGUGGCGCUCUCCUCUAUGGCUGUCGGCGUGGACCGCCCUUGAAGAUCAAGUGCCCACGAUGGUAUGGCUUCGGAAACCCCCACGAUUGGUUCUUCGCGAAGGGGACACAUUACGCGGAUGGAGAUCAAGUCCGCAGAGCGUUCACUCAUUUCUACGGCGAGGGUGAGCCAUUUGUGGCCACAAAUUACAUACACGCCUGCGAAGAACCAGCGGACCCGGCCACCAUGAAGAGCUCUUUGCUCCAGCUGAACCUCGAAACUAUCGACAUGAGACCCCUUCAACCUCUGAUUGUGGAUGGCCGUACGAGGCUUCGGGUGGCCUAUACCGUCCAAUUUACCUUUCUAGGGACCGAAGGCAGAAUUGCCGUCCAGGCCGAGGCCUACGGACGCCUCAUUGCGGAAACGUCCUUUCCAAUCAGAAGGUGAAUGACUGCGUGGAUUUCCCGGCUCCUAUUUCCUUACUGCUUCUACCGGUUGGUCCCUGAGAAUGAUAUUAUUUUCUUUUUUUUUUGCAAUUGGAUAGAUAGCUUGACCUUUUGUUUAAUGUUACUGGAGUUCGUCUUGGUGUUUCUGUCGGUGUGAGCGAAAGUAGCACUCGUAGUGAUUGAGCAUCCGAAUGUCUGUCCUCUCUCGCGGGUCUAGACCGCUCCAGAUGCUAGAGUAGAGUGUCUACCUAGAUACUAUUGACGUGGUCCUAUCAUUCUGUCAUACCCUGUCUCCCCAACCACUGUCGACGACCCUUCUCCAACUCAACUGCCGCGGACAUGGAGAAAACC